AUGGAUAACGUUGAUGAGAAUAUUAUCUUUAACGAGAACGAAGUAGAAGAUAAUUUGGCCUCCGAUGAAUUUAGAAUAAAUAAUGAUAAUGUAAUAUCCCUGACCCAGUCUCUUAGAACUGCACUCCCUUCUCAAGUCAUUUUCACUCGGGCCAAUUUGUCCGAUAAAUCUGAUUACUAUGAGGAAUGGCUCCAGAAGUGCGUUGCCUGGAUAGCGUUGGACUCUGGGGUUAGGAGGAUGGACUUUUACUCUCUGGAGAAGAUUACUAACUUCGUCACUAACCACAUCAAAGCUCUUGGUCGUAAGGCUACCCUGCUGAGCAGGACUCGUGGCUGCGAAACCACAAAUUUUGUUGACGUUAUGAAGGCUUUGGAGGAAGUAGAUCCAACGGUCUACAACUACAUUUUUAAGGAGAAAUUGUCUUCCAAGACGAAACAACUGCCAAAAAAAGUGCCAAUUGUGUCCCAUAACUACCUGACUCAACCAGUUGCUCUUUCACAACCCUCGGCUCUUUAUUUCCAGUGUAUGAUAAAUGCAACUGAACUUUUAUCUGAGCUUAACAGUUCUAAUAGUAGCGGGUUUGGUAGUAUGGGAGGCUUAAAUGUGUAUAACAGUAUGAGUUUCAGUAAACGAGAUAGUGAUGGGAAAGGAUUAAAGCCUCUUGAAUUACUGGAUAUGGAAUAUUUUUUAACAUACACAACUCGAACUCCAUACUCCUUUAAGAUGGAUGAAGUUUACCAGAAAAUUGUGGCGUCCAGACCCAAGUUUCUACACAAACACAUGCCUCUACUACCCCCAGAGUUCAUCUUCGGCCGUAACGAUGACGAUAAUUUAAGUUACGACCCUGAUCCUGGAAAGCAAUCGGAUAGUCUAAUGAGUCAAAAUAUUCUCCUGCAAUCAGAUUUACCAAUGUUACAUAGAGUACAAAUCGAGCCCGAUUUACAACAUCUCAAUACCAAUUUUAAUAAUGAACAUAAUACUAAAUAA
Messenger RNA from Theileria annulata, 987 nucleotides. RefSeq lists its product as uncharacterized. Bases 1 to 987 code for a protein of 328 amino acids. The transcript has a single exon. The record is from RefSeq and is a predicted model, not a curated record. NCBI's taxonomy places the organism in Eukaryota, Apicomplexa, Aconoidasida, Piroplasmida, Theileriidae.